CUCAAGUCCGACAACAAUAUGAUGGAUGAGAUUCUUAAGGAUGCCGCUCAAGGGCAUGUGUAUUGAGCUACGCCCCAAUCUCUGCAGUGGCCAUGUGCUGCUGCAGUUCGAGGAACCCAUACGCGAUAAACGCAAAACACGCAUCGUCAUCAAAGAGGACGAUGUGCACAUUGUGGAGAACGGCGUCGAUGGUGAUAGUGAGCUGGUUCUCCGUCAUGACUGCUUUGGCAUGGAUAUUGAACGUAUAUCUGUAUUCAUUGUAAGCGGUGAAUAUAUAAGUUUUCGCUUCAACUAUACGCACAUCGAUCUGGAUGCACUGCAGCGUGCGGGCGUGCAUGUGGAAAUACAUCCUUUGAAGCUGAGCUUUGAAGAGCGCUCACACGUGGUGGCGCUACAGUGCAGCAAAUGUUACCAUGAGGUUGUGCCUGGCUGCAAAUACAAUCGUCUGCGUGAGUUUCCUAGCGGUUUUGUGGAUCCCAGCGAAUUCUUUUGCCACAAUCACGGUGACACAUCUACAGCCAAGCCGCCCAGCUUGGUACCAGGUCCCAGUGAUAUGUACUAUGGACUCAACUACGUUGUGCUUAACAUGGCUGUGCUGCAUUCGCGCGUCAUCAAAUGCGAGGGACACAUUUACUGCAAACGGUGCAUGUGGUUGCUGGGUAUUUGCAUUUUGAAUGAUGCCGCUGUUAAACUCUGGGCAGAUGCUUUGCGCUUGCAGCCGGUUGCCACGCUGCCGCGCCAACUGUUUCAACAACCCACAUUAACACAGCUGGUGCUGCGUAUGCUUAAAGACUUCUGGCCUGAUGCACAGCAUCACUUUUGUACGGGCAACAAUCGUGCCUUGCUUGUAGCGACCAUGCCGAAUCGUCAUCAGCAUUAUAUGCUAUUAGAAAUACUCGAAUUUAAGCUGCGUAUACUGCGGAAGGUGGAAACCACAUCAAGUGUUGCUGAGGCUAAGCUGCAGCAAUUUUAUGCUUGUAAAUUAUAUUUUCGUGUAUUUGGCAGCUGCCAACAUGAUCCGUCAAUACUGGCGGCAUGGCAGGAGCAGAUUACUAUACCCAAGCUGGAAAUGUCGCCGUAUUCAUUUCUAGCCCUACAAAGGCGUCUCACAAGUAACAUGGAACUGGUGCCUAACGCCUGGCGUUACAACACAGCCGAGGAGAAACUGCAGCUAAGCUAUUUUUUCUAUGAAACCGAAGAGCAGGAGUUACUGCGUCAGCAAAAGGAACAGGAGCAACAACAGCAGCCAAAGCAGGGACCAGAGGUUAAGCCAAAGCAGCAACAGCUGAAGGAAUAUGAGACUGAUACAGGCGUGGAUGCCAGCCUGGAUGAGGAGGAUGAAAGUGAUGAUGAGCAUUCGGAUACGGAUAGCGAAACGCACAAUGCUUUGCACCAUAAAUAUGCGCCCAUAGCCGCCUAUGAGCAGCAGCUGGUCAAGCGUUGGCCAAAACAGAAGCAGCUAAAGCACAUGUCCAAUUCACCUGAUGGUGCAAAUCUGUAGCUUCACUUCCUUUAACAAAACCAU
Molecule: messenger RNA, 1525 nt
Organism: Drosophila busckii
Lineage: Eukaryota; Metazoa; Arthropoda; Insecta; Diptera; Drosophilidae
Exons: 3
Coding region: 26-1501 (491 amino acids)
Source: RefSeq, a predicted model, not a curated record